AUGGAAGAGGAAGAGCUAGACUAUGAGCCAGAAGAAGAGGAAGUGGGUUUGCUGAAAGAACAAACAGAAAAGGAAGCGUGUUUGCUGAAGGAACAGAGAAUUAAAGGUAGCAGUAAUAAUAAAAAAAGAUCAAGACCAUGCUGUAUAUGCUCUGGGAGUCGGUGGACAGCUUGCCUAGAUGGGGAUUUCUUAAAGGAGGAUAAGAGAAUUCUUCACACUAUUGGAAUCCAUCCAAAGGAAGCAGGGAACCAGAUGGGUCGGCACAUUAAAAAAUUUAAGAGAAGAAUCCAAGGUAAUUUUUUAGCAAUAGGAGAAUGUGGAUUGGACGUAAGUCAGGGGGAGAAAGAUAUGAGAGAGCAAGUUAAGAUACUACGAGUACAAUUAGAGUUGUCCAGAGAUUGCAAGUUACCCGUCGUAAUUCACUGCAGAGGUAAAAACAUAACUGCCAGGUGCUUGGAUAUUAUGUCAGAGAUACUGGUCAGGGAUCAUGGUGUCCACUGGCACUGUUUCUCGCAAGAUAAAAGAACAUACGAAAAUAUAAAGUGGUGUUUUCCUAAUACCAAAUUUGAUAUUUCUCCAUUACUAUUAAUGGAAGAUACCUAUCCACAACUCCGCUCACAGGUUUGCGAGAUGAGCCUAGAGGACAUCAUUCUGGAGAUUGAUGCACCAUACCUCCACCCCAAGAACUAUGAGGGCAGUUCUCCAAUAUUGAUAAGAUCUAUUAUACAGAAAUUGUCCAUCAUGUUUAAUGUUCCAGGAAGGGAAAUUGCUGACAUCACCACCCGAAAUGCUCAGCCGCUAUAUAAGUUUGAAUAG
Mytilus trossulus (common blue mussel) is the source of this 816-nucleotide messenger RNA. RefSeq names its product 3'-5' ssDNA/RNA exonuclease TatD-like. The transcript is spliced from 2 exons. The record is from RefSeq and is a predicted model, not a curated record. The coding region runs from base 1 to 816 and encodes 271 amino acids. Gene Ontology annotation, molecular function: hydrolase activity, acting on ester bonds. NCBI's taxonomy places the organism in Eukaryota, Metazoa, Mollusca, Bivalvia, Mytilida, Mytilidae.